Molecule: messenger RNA, 1970 nt
Organism: Plectropomus leopardus (leopard coralgrouper)
Lineage: Eukaryota; Metazoa; Chordata; Actinopteri; Perciformes; Serranidae
Product: V-type proton ATPase subunit C 1-A-like
Biological process (GO): proton transmembrane transport
Cellular component (GO): lysosomal membrane; vacuolar proton-transporting V-type ATPase, V1 domain
Molecular function (GO): proton-transporting ATPase activity, rotational mechanism
Source: RefSeq, a predicted model, not a curated record
CUCUGGCAGGUCAGCUGACUCUGAUGCUGCUGUCAGGAGAUCUCACCACUGAAUGGCAACUAUGAAAAUUAUCAAGCCAUAGAAACGCUAUUUACAGCUUUAUUUUUCACUUUUAACGGCCCAUUUUUAUCAACAGUUUUCUCUAGCUGCUCCAGUGCUGUAACCAUGACAGAGUUUUGGUUGAUCUCUGCACCGGGAGACAAGACCUGCCAGCAAACAUGGGACAAAAUGAUGGCAGCCACCACACGUACUAACAACCUCUCCAUCAACCACAAGUUCAACAUCCCAGACCUCAAGGUGGGGACACUAGAUGUCUUGGUUGGGCUGUCGGAUGAACUGGCCAAAUUAGACUCCUUUGUUGAAAGUGUGGUGAAGAAGGUUGCUCAGUACAUGGCUGACGUGCUGGAAGACAGUCGAGACAAAGUGCAGGAGAACCUGCUGGCCAACGGAGUGGAUCUUGUCACCUACAUCACACGAUUUCAAUGGGACAUGGCAAAGUAUCCCAUCAAACAGUCGCUCAAAAACAUCUCAGAAAUCAUCUCAAAGCAAGUUACCCAGAUUGACAAUGACCUGAAGACCAGAGCAUCAGCUUAUAACAACCUGAAGGGAAACCUGCAGAACUUAGAGAGGAAGAAUACGGGGAGCCUGCUGACCAGGAGCCUGGCUGACAUUGUUAAGAAGGAAGACUUUGUACUUGACUCAGAGUACCUUGUCACUCUACUGGUAGUUGUGCCAAAGACGGGAUACGCUGACUGGCAGAAAACAUAUGAAACUCUGGCUGAGAUGGUGGUGCCUCGAUCCUCAAAUCUGCUAUUUGAAGACAAUGACAGCGGAUUGUUCUCUGUCACUCUAUUUAUGAAAGCCAUUGAUGACUUCAAGCACAAAGCCAGAGAGAACAAGUUCACAGUAAGAGACUUCCAGUACAAUGAGGAGGAGAUGAAGGCAGACAAAGAGGAGAUGACGCGGCUCUCCACAGAUAAGAAGAAGCAGUUUGGCCCACUUGUCCGAUGGCUGAAAGUUAACUUCAGUGAAGCCUUCAUCGCGUGGAUUCACAUCAAAGCACUCAGAGUCUUUGUGGAAUCUGUUUUAAGGUAUGGGCUGCCGGUGAACUUUCAGGCCAUGCUCCUGCAGCCAAGCAAGAAGAACGUGAAGAAGCUGAGGGAGGUACUCAAUGACCUGUACAAACAUCUGGACAGCAGUGCAGCAGCUAUCAUUGAUUCUGCGAUGGACAUCCCGGGUCUAAACCUGAGCCAGCAGGAGUAUUAUCCUUACGUCUACUACAAGAUCGAUUGCAACCUGUUGGACUUUAAAGUUUAACACUUUCUCCAUUUUGUCUUUUUGUUGAGUGUUGAUUAAUUUGGAUCUUUCCUGGUAGAAACCUCCCCCUGCUGCCCCCACCUCCCACCGCCCUCGCUGUCUGUGUCCUCACUGUCGCCUCUCCCCGUCAGCUGCUUGAAUGACGACGCUGCAUGUUCAUUCCUCGUGGUGAAAAGGCUCAUCAGCAAGCUUCUACCACUUUUACUAGCAAGGGACAAAAGAAGAUUUUUAAUGAUUGUUUUUGUUUACAGUUUAUUUUUCUUCUCACACCUCACAGAUAAUAAGCGUUUUUGGACGUGAAGUGGAUUAAAAAAAAAAAUCUUAUUGGAAAGUUGUAUAUUUACUGUGUCAUUCCACGUGUGCUGGUGUGUGUUGAUAGUUUCUGUGUCGGUGUUCAGAGAUUUGUGUUUACAUAUGGGCGAUGUUAUCGCUGUACCCAUGGCAACCAGAUCUGGUGUGUAUGUUUCUGAGAUUGCAGGGUCACCCUUGCGGACAUCGUGCAACAAAGUUGUGAUACGAGUGUGUGUUGUCGUCUCAUGUUGUGUAUAUUUCCUGUCAAAUAAGAUCUGUAUCAGAGUAUUGUGUAAGCCAUUGAUUGAAUAAUUAUGAUUGAUGAAUAAAUCAUAUCAAACAUGUGAGAAUUAACUCGGAAA